AAGCGGAAGUGAGCAUGGUUCCAUGUUUACGGAAACAAGGUCAAGCGAUUCAUCUAUGGAUGCUACCUGUGCUACAAAUCCAGCGUUACGUUGAGGUUUAAAGUGUUUUGUGUUCAAUUUGUCGGCGUCCUGUUGUAGUUCGCUACAGCCUUCACAAUGUGGGACCAUGAAAUCAGAGCCAUGGCGUCCACUCACGCUAUAAUCGCCGCUUCGGUGUUCAUGGCGACGGUGCUACCUGCUGUGCUCGUACCGGGCUUCUCGGUGUACGGCGCACACCUGCUGUGGCUCUACUCGGUGUCCGCUGCGGUCACCGCGGUCAGCGUGGCCGUGUUCUGGCUGCUCGGGAUCACACCGCCCGCCAAGAAGCACACGCUGGGAUACAAGCUGUCGAGGUUGCUUCGCUCCUGCCUGUACUUCUUCCUGUCGUGCCUGUUCUUCCACACUGUUGUUGUCUUAUACGGAGCUCCACUGAUCGAAUCUGCCUUAGAAACAUUCUCCCUUGCUGUGCUGCUGACUUCGUUAACCACGCUGAGGUGUCUCUGUGUCCUCGGCCCCAACGUCCAGGCCUGGAUACGAGUCUUCAGUCGCCACGGAGCUAUGUCUGUGUGGGACACCUGUCUGCAGAUCACUGUGGCCUGCACACUUGUUGGAGCCUGGGUCGGAGCAUUCCCCAUACCUCUGGACUGGGAUAGGCCCUGGCAGGUCUGGCCUGUUUCCUGCAGUUUUGGCUCUUUGUUCGGCUACUUGACCGGGCUUGUUGCCGCUCCAGCGUGGAUCCAUUAUAACCGCAAACAGCUCACAUACAAGUGCAAGUGAUAGUCAGACACACGUGUAUUAUGCCUGUGCUUGUGCGAAUGUAUCCACGAUGGUGUGACUCCUCAUCCUGCUGAAUUUCUCUCACUUUUUAUUAUUUAUUUGGGAGCAUUCACCCCCUUUGCAGCCUGUAGGGUUGUGAGGCAGUUUUGUAACAGCUCAGAGGUAUUAUUUUGUACACGUGAUGGCUGAAACUGAAUAUUUUUAAACGUAAUAAAAUAUUUUCUUCGGUAA
Molecule: messenger RNA, 1047 nt
Organism: Oreochromis aureus
Lineage: Eukaryota; Metazoa; Chordata; Actinopteri; Cichliformes; Cichlidae
Gene: pigf
Product: phosphatidylinositol glycan anchor biosynthesis, class F
Exons: 5
Coding region: 157-816 (219 amino acids)
Biological process (GO): GPI anchor biosynthetic process
Cellular component (GO): endoplasmic reticulum membrane
Source: RefSeq, a predicted model, not a curated record